CGACCGAGACCGCGAGACGGUGUUUUAAUUUUUAACACUGAAUCGAUCUCUAGCGCGCCCUCUCCCUCUCUCUCACAGUCUCUUUGCGCUACUUCCGUCAUGGCGACUCUGGACACCGAUAUCAACAUGGUUCCCGUUGGCGAGGGUUCCAGUGGUGCUGGUCCUUCGUCUUCAACGAAGAAGCCGAAACGAUUCGAGAUUAAGAAGUGGAAUGCCGUCGCCCUUUGGGCUUGGGACAUUGUUGUGGAUAACUGUGCAAUUUGCAGGAAUCAUAUCAUGGAUCUCUGCAUAGAAUGUCAAGCCAAUCAAGCUAGCGCGACUAGCGAGGAGUGCACGGUAGCUUGGGGUGUGUGCAACCAUGCUUUUCACUUCCACUGUAUAAGCCGAUGGCUUAAGACCCGUCAAGUGUGUCCCUUAGACAACAGUGAGUGGGAGUUUCAGAAGUAUGGCCACUAGAGUUGGAUACGGUGUGAAUGGUGCGAUGUUACUUGUCAGCUCUUGCAGCCGAUUUUAUUGCUUGAAGUAGAUAAAUAUGCAAUCUAAAGUAUCUUUCUCCUUUUGUGUCUUUGUUGAAUAUUCAAAAACGCUAUGCAAUUUGAGUGCUUAAAUUAGAAACCGUGGAUUCUCUCU
This is a messenger RNA of Macadamia integrifolia, 630 nucleotides long. RefSeq names its product RING-box protein 1a. NCBI's taxonomy places the organism in Eukaryota, Viridiplantae, Streptophyta, Magnoliopsida, Proteales, Proteaceae. The transcript is spliced from 5 exons. Gene Ontology annotation, biological process: ubiquitin-dependent protein catabolic process; protein ubiquitination. The record is from RefSeq and is a predicted model, not a curated record. Gene Ontology annotation, cellular component: cullin-RING ubiquitin ligase complex; nucleus. The coding region runs from base 100 to 456 and encodes 118 amino acids. Gene Ontology annotation, molecular function: ubiquitin protein ligase activity; cullin family protein binding; zinc ion binding.